CCAAUUGUUAGCGCAGUAGUUGAUUGAAAAAAAAAAAAUCAAACAAAAAUUAAAUCCCAAAGAGUAUACGUAGUAUUUUACAUAACUAACCAUGAUGGGAGUGGGCGCUUUCGCGGUAGCUCUAAUGAUGAUAACGGUAAUAACCUCUCCUUGUCUUCAUGGAGAAGAGUUCUCGGAUCACCAGGAAAUUAACGUACAAAGACUUUUGAAACGCCUCAACAAACCUGCUCUUAAAUCCAUUAAGAGUGAAGAUGGAGAUAUAAUAGAUUGUGUUCCUAUAACUUGUCAACCAGCUUUGGAUCAUCCUCUACUUAAAAACCAUACCAUACAGAUGAGACCGAGUUUUGUCACGGAAGAUGAAUAUAAGAACAACAAGAAAAAACAAAAGGCUAUAAUUCAGGUGUGGCACAAGGAUGGAGAUUGUCCGGAAAACACUGUUCCUAUAAGGAGAACAAAGAAAGAAGAUAUAUUAGGAGCAAAAUAUUUUGAGAGUUUCAGGAGAAAAAAUCAUCGACGCAUUGCUGAAUAUAAAAGUCCAAAUAUAGGCCAUGAGUAUGCAGUCAUGGAUCUAAGGACGGGAAAGUUUUACGGAACAGAAUUUACAAUAAAUAUCUGGAACCCAAAAGUUCAAAUUUCAAAUGAGUUCAGCCUGGCUCAGACUUGGCUUUUGUCUGGAAAUGGCCCUCAACUUAACAGUAUUGAAGCUGGUUGGCAGGUUUCUGAAAUAAUAUACGGUGAUAGUAAUACUAGAUUAUUCGUUUUCUGGACGAACAAUGGAUACCAAGGAAAACUGUGCUACAAUCUGGAUUGCCCAGAUCUUGGUUUUGUUCAAGUGAGCAAUCGUUUCACUGUAGGUGGAUCAUUAAACCCCGUGUCGCAAUACGACGGAGAACAACAAGAGCUCUCCAUGCAUAUAAGGAAGUACGACGGGAAAAACUGGUGGCUAAAGAUUGGUGAAGAGUUCGUCGGGUACUGGUCUGACGACUUGUUCACUUCUCUAAAAGAUGGAGCCACGGUAGUUCAGUGGGGCGGAGAAAUCGUUAAUAGGAUGACAGAUGGGAAACACACGACCACAGAGAUGGGAAGCGGACAUUUUGCAGAAGAAGGGUUCAAGAAAGCAAGCUAUUUCAGGAAUCUUAUGAUAUAUGACGAAGCCAAUACUCUGAAAGAACCCCAAGGACCACUUAAACCCAUAACUGGUCAUGAUGCCUGUUACAACCUUAAGCCAGGAGAUGGUGGAACGCCCUGGGGAGUUAAUUUCUUCUUUGGUGGUCCUGGUCGUAACGACAAAUGCCCUUGAUUUGGAUCUUUGUCGUGUAUUGAAAGCUUUCCAAAAAUUUACAUAUCUACGUAUGUCUCUCUGUAUUUGAAUAAGAACGUGUAUUGUAAAAAAAA
Molecule: messenger RNA, 1395 nt
Organism: Capsella rubella
Lineage: Eukaryota; Viridiplantae; Streptophyta; Magnoliopsida; Brassicales; Brassicaceae
Exons: 7
Coding region: 92-1300 (402 amino acids)
Source: RefSeq, a predicted model, not a curated record